GAGAAGCAAAUCAGAGUCAGUUUUAGUACUGAGAGAGUAGAAGAGAUGGCUUCCAAUUCCAUAGCUCUCUUCUUCUUUGCUUUGUUGUCCUUCUCAGCUGUGUCUCUCAGGUCUGCUUUUGCAGACAAUAAGGAAGACCCAGGUCUUGUAAUGAACUUUCACAAGGAUGCAUGCCCUCAGGCUGAAGACAUUAUCAAAGAACAAGUCAGGCUCCUCUACAAGCGCCACAAGAAAACUGCUUUCUCGUGGCUCAGGAACAUCUUUCAUGACUGUGGUGUUCAGUCAUGUGAUGCUUCACUACUGCUGUACUCAACAAGGAGGACCUUGUCUGAGAAGGAGACAGACAGGAGCUUUGGGCUGAGGAAUUUUAGUUACAUCGACAACAUCAAAGAAGCUGUGGAGAGGGAGUGCCCUGGAGUUGUUUCCUGUUCAGAUAUCCUUGUGUUGUCUGCUAGGGAUGGCAUUGUUGCGGUAACUUAAUCCUUGGCACCCACU
Alnus glutinosa is the source of this 495-nucleotide messenger RNA. RefSeq names its product peroxidase 42-like. Gene Ontology annotation, molecular function: heme binding; peroxidase activity. Lineage: Eukaryota; Viridiplantae; Streptophyta; Magnoliopsida; Fagales; Betulaceae. Gene Ontology annotation, biological process: response to oxidative stress. Gene Ontology annotation, cellular component: plant-type cell wall; plasmodesma. The transcript has 2 exons. The coding region runs from base 46 to 480 and encodes 144 amino acids. The record is from RefSeq and is a predicted model, not a curated record.